CCUUGCCCUUCUCUAUAUUCUUCCUACAUUUUAUAUCCCCUUACAUCACCUAUGGAAUCCUCCGUUCGUCGCUAAUACCUCGCUACCGCGCCCAAUUGAUAUCUGCGUCUCCCUUCCGACCGACAAAUCACCCGCAUCAGCUCCGUUCGCCGCCACCAUGCCCUCGUCCCAAUUGAAUCGCCUCGUCUUCCGUCGCUUGCUUGCCAAUAAGCCGCUCCUGUAUAGAGGAUGUCUACAUCGCAAUGCCGUUCGUCCGCUGCUGGCGACCCAGCACCGCACCUUCCUGAAUCUCUUCAAGCCGCACCGCAAGGUCAAGACUGCGCAGGUGCCUCCUGGCCUGGAUGUCCUCGGGGAGUUGUCUCAUUCGCAGCGUGACAACUUACGCUUGCCGAAGCCUGCCAAUGUGGCUUCUGCCCUCCUCUCUUUUUUCGCACCAAAGAAGUACCCUCUGGAAAAUUUCCACGUUGCCUACGCCCUUAACGCAUUCCGCUUUCUGCUCGAGAACCCCAGAACCGACAAUCAACCCUGGUGUUCAAAAGAGCAGCUUAACCAAAUGUUGGAGCAGCUGAUAACCCGACGACCACAUACCGGAGGGACUCCUCAUCUUUCUCUGGGGAAGCUGCUCGCUGACCAACUGAAAAAUCUCACUCACCCCAAAGCCGGGGACUCUGCCGAAGACACACCUGCGCUACCGAGCGAGUAUGAAGUUGUAUUCGCGCCUAAAUUGAUACGGCUUCUCACCAUGUACGGUGCCGCUCUCAUGGCUAGAGAAAAUGUCCUUUCGACCUAUCACAGCGUACAGAAUCCGUCCUCCCAGCCAGAAAUCCGUGCUUCGGAGGCCGUGUACUCAAGCUGGGGAUAUGUUAUUGAUGGUCUAGCUUCCGAGGAUAAUGAGGCGGAGCUGCUCAAUACCCUCGCCAUGAUGCAGGAAUAUUCUAUCCCCUACCUCCAAACCAUCCAGAGAACUGUCGUCGCAUACUUCAUAUCAAAGAAAAAUAUACAAGAGGCUAAGAAGUGGUAUCUCCAACCACCCGCACGCGAUACGGACGUUGAGCAUAUGGAACCACUGGACACCACCUCCGCGGACAUACUGAAAGCCUGCGCACUGCACGGUGACCAGGCAUUCGGCCAGCAAAUAGUGACUUCCCUACUCAAGGAAACACCACGUAAAGAAACAUGGGACGCUAUAUUCUUGUGGUCUGCCGCGCUAGGAAAGGGACCCGAUGAGAUCGAUCGGAUGAUGAACGUCAUGAUACGCCGUAACAACGAGGAACGACAGAAAGACCCGGCUCUUGCAGUAACACACCCAGACAUCGAAACCAUCAAUGCUCUAGUUGAGCUUGCAAUCUCCAAACAAGAUUCGUAUUCUGCCGAGCGUUAUGUUGCGCUGGGGGAAAAGCGAGGCAUAUUCCCAGAUGAAACUACGUACACGAUGCAGAUCCACUAUAGGCUCUCCAUAAAAGACCUCGAUGGAGCUCGAGCAGCAUACUCGGGCCUUCAGGGAAGCACCUACGAGAAUGGCCAGACCGUCAAAGCGGUCAAUUCACUCGUACAGGCCUUGUGUUGGUCGCAACAACAUGUGUUUGAUGAGAUUAUGGCCAUUGUAGACGAAUUGCACGAACGCAAGGUAUUGCUUGCGCCAGAAACUGUGGCUGAUCUGUGUGUCUUACAUCUCCGCCGUGGGGAAAUGCUUGAUGCCGCAGAUCUCCUACAAAUACAUUCAUUCAACUUUUCACUCAGUCAAAGAAUUACUAUACGUACGAGCUUUGCGGCAUUCAUCAUGGAUGGUCAGACUAGCACUUCCGAUGCUUGGGAUACGUACCAGAUCAUGCGCAAUUGUUUCCCCGAAACACCACGAGACGACCGCAUUCCUAUCAUGAAGGAGUUUUUUGCACGAAAUCGCUCCGACAUGGCUUGCCACGUCUUUUUCCAUAUGCGGAACAGUACAGAACCACAUAUCACGACUACUAAGGAAGUCUACGUUGCCGCCUUCACCGGGUUUGCCCGAAAUGCGGAUGCCGAAAGCCUGGAGCUGGCCCACAACCAGCUCAAGCUCGAUCUCAACGUUGAGAUGGAUACGAAAUUGAGGAAUGCGCUGAUGUUGGCUUAUGCGUGUACGGGAAACAACACUCAUGCACUUGAGAUUUGGGCCAAAAUAGGGUCGUCAAAAGAAGGCCCAACAUACAACAGCAUUGCCAUUGCUUUUAGAUCUUGUGAAGGAAUGCCUUUCGGUGAUCGCCAUGCAAAAUCUAUUUGGCGUAGGCUGAAAGAGAUGGAUGUCGAGAUCGAUAAGAAGAUUUUCACUGCAUAUCUAUCAGCUAUUGCCAGGAAUCAGCUCUAUGAUGAAGCGCUCGCACUUUUGGAGACCGGGGAGGAAGAGUACGGUUAUACUCCGGAUCUAUAUAUAUUGGGCCACCUGUUUAACGCGACAACACAUAUUGAUAGGCAGGCCAGGCUUGAGGAAUGGAUAAAGAAGAACUAUCCUUCCGUGUGGCCAAAACUCGAAGCUUUGGGUCACACAGUGACUAUGGACGGCUUCGGAUUUCGGCAGUUACAUUUCAGUCGCGAUCUGGAGCCCUGA
This is a messenger RNA of Periconia digitata, 2581 nucleotides long. The record is from the annotation of a GenBank genome assembly. NCBI's taxonomy places the organism in Eukaryota, Fungi, Ascomycota, Dothideomycetes, Pleosporales, Periconiaceae.